Dicrocoelium dendriticum is the source of this 175-nucleotide messenger RNA. NCBI's taxonomy places the organism in Eukaryota, Metazoa, Platyhelminthes, Trematoda, Plagiorchiida, Dicrocoeliidae. The record is from the annotation of a GenBank genome assembly.
AUGCGAAAUGCUCACGCACGUAUGGGUGAGGUAAUUCAUACUCAUCCCACGCGGCGGAUCACUAAGCAACUGGGAGGUGAUAUGAUAUCAAAAAUGCAGUUUGAGCGCAAGGAAUACAUGUACCAUGUAUUAUACGUCAAGCGUGCUUCUUACCUUGUCAACGCAGGUUACCCCG